Molecule: messenger RNA, 2809 nt
Organism: Archocentrus centrarchus (flier cichlid)
Lineage: Eukaryota; Metazoa; Chordata; Actinopteri; Cichliformes; Cichlidae
Gene: pts
Product: 6-pyruvoyltetrahydropterin synthase
Exons: 7
Coding region: 167-613 (148 amino acids)
Biological process (GO): tetrahydrobiopterin biosynthetic process
Cellular component (GO): mitochondrion
Molecular function (GO): 6-pyruvoyltetrahydropterin synthase activity
Source: RefSeq, a predicted model, not a curated record
GCCCCUAGUAGGGUGACUGGAUGCCAGCAGCUAAAUGUGGGGCAAAGAGCCUGUUUGUGUGGGAAAAUAUGAGACUGGGUCCUACAGCUGUGAGGAAGUUUGGAAGUUUGACAUAUCUAACAGCAGUCGAUAUAAGCCACCUCCUCUCUGUGUCUGAGGUGACAUCAUGGCAGGGUCAUCUGUGCAGAAAACCGCCGCGGAGCGCAUCGGAUACAUCAGCAGAACUGAGAGCUUCAGCGCCUGCCACCGGCUCCACAGCAUUCAGCUGAGUGAUGAGGAGAAUAAAGAGGUAUAUGGAAAGUGCAACAAUCCCAACGGUCACGGACACAACUACAAAGUGGAGGUGGUCGUGCGUGGAAAGAUUGAUCCUAAAACUGGCAUGGUCAUGAAUCUGACUGACUUGAAGAAAUGUAUUGAGGAAGCCAUUAUGAUUCCACUGGACCAUAAAAACCUCGAUAAGGACGUUCCAUAUUUUGCCUCUGUUGUCAGCACAACGGAGAACGUGGCUGUUUACAUCUGGGACAACAUGGUGAAGGUUCUCCCGCCCGGCCUCCUCUAUGAGAUCAAGAUUCAUGAGACUGACAAGAAUGUGGUCAUAUAUCGAGGAGAGUAGGAGUGGUGUUUGGUUUAGUAGCCCUAAAGUGCCAUUAAUUUAUAUUUACUGAGCUCAGAUGUUUACUGCCUUCACUCUGGUUAUUCAGACUGACUUAGAAAUAAAUUCCCUGAGACGUUAUUGUUACUCAUGCAUACCAAAGAUUUCAUAGAUGCAUCCAUGUUUAUUCUUGUAAAGAGAAUCCUAUUUAGACCAAUGAUCCAGCAUUUUGGGAGAAAUCAACCCUAAAGCAUGGAGGUUGUUACAGUAUGUUAGACGUGGUUUACAUGAGGGGAUGUUUGACCUCUGGGAUGACAGGAAUACAGUGAGGUUCUCUGUCUGUCCAGACUGAGAUGGGGAGGUGGGAGGAUGUGGGUCAUAUAAAUAAGUGUGAAAGGCAGAAUGACAGAAGAGCACUGAGAUUUAAAUCACAUGGAACAGAGGCUGAUUGGCCAGAGGGAUAACAGAAAUAAGUUUGACAGUUUGGGAAAGCAGAGCCCAAACUCCCCAUCCGUCUUAUCCGGGUAACUUCAGGGUUAACCCUGGUUUUUCUGUAACCGGCUCCGGAGCAGGUUAUGUUCCAAAUUAGAUCAACAAGUAUGAAAUCACCACCUGAUGAUCAACCAGAUCUCCAGAAAAAAGAUCACCUGAUAGCAGGAGGGUCUGAAGUCUUUGUGUUUCUUAAACGUAUCAGUAAUAAAUACAGAUUCUUAUAUGCAACUUUAUUCCUUGAUUUAUUUGUUUAACAAUUUGACUGCAAACAAUUUUACAACAGUUUUGUUCUUUAACCAUAUCUAAACUGGUACACCUAUUUGUACUUGUGCAGCUGUAUUUCUUGCAUUCUGUAUUAUGUGUAAAAUAUUUUUCUAAUAUUAUGUUUUAUUCUUCCUUUGUAAAACUGCUGGUAAACUAAUCAAUGUGACUGGUCAAAUGUUGCCAAUGCCAGUGAACGUGCUCAUACCCGGGUUAACUUGGUGAGUUGACAGCCAGGAGUGAAGGCUCUGCCUCUAAUUUUAAAUACACUAGUAACCAUUAGUAAGCUCGUUCUUUCAGAAAUGUUUGGAAAGGCAGACUGCAUGGAUACUGUAGGUGCUUAGUGAGUCAAACACUGACAUCUAGUGGAAUAAAAUCAUACAGCUCAUUUUGUUACUUUAUUUAACAGUUUAUAUAGUAUGAUUAUAUUUGCUGUAAUUACCACAUUCUGAUAUUUACAUACAUUAUGUUGCCAAAAGUAUCACCAUACAAAUCACUGAGUUCAGGUGUUCCAGUCACUUCCACAGCCACAGGUGUAUAAACCAAGCACCUACAGCAGGCAGACUGCUUCUACAAACAUCAGUGAAAGAAUGGGUCGCUCUCAGGAGCUCAGAGAAUCCCAUUUCAAGAACAGAGAUUCAUGGAAUGGGUUUCCAUGGUGAGCAGCUGCAUCCAAGCUGUACAUCACUAAGUGUCAGAUGCAGUGGUGUAAACCACGCUGCCACUGGACUCUAGAGCAGUGGAGACGUGUUCUCUGGAGUCUGGGUUGUUUAUGGGUCCCAUAAACACUCCUAAACCUGUGGAAACCUUCACAGAAGAGUCAAAGCUGUUAUUGCUCCAAAGAUGGGCCCACAUCAUAUUAAACCCUCUGGAUUCAGAAUGGGAUGUUACUCAAGUUCAUAUACAUGUGAAGUAGACAAGUGAAUAUUUUGGGCAAUAUAGUGUAUGUGUAAUACACACCAAGUUAUAGCUGCACUAUAACUUGGUGUUCUUUCUCAGUGUGCUGUUUGAACUGCCUGUUAUGAGCCACCCUUCUUCUCUUAUCCAGGUACACAGCCUACUUUCUUCAGGUAUUUGCUACAUUCGAUCCAGAUGAUAAUUGGCAUAUAAAAGCCUUUGUCCCUCAUUUUUUACACAACCAAUUGCAUUCUUGUUUGUAAAGUUACACUGGAGUGACCAGGUAAAUACCAAAUAUCUGCGCUGCAUCCUCGGACAUCUGCCUCUCAUGACUAUGUUGGACUGAAAACCAUGAUUCUGCUUCAAACUAGCAGCAGCUGCACAGCUGCAGAAUGGAACUGGUUUGAGGACCAGAACUGUUCUGGUGGGGAAAAAUGAAAAUACCUUUUGUUGGAGCUAUUUGUGGGUUAUUUUGCCUUUUGAAUUAAAGUGUUGAGUUUAUUUUUGCUAAGGUUAAGUUUAUGGUUUAUUUUUCUUUUUGGUAAAUUUGGGUUUACUUUUUUGCGU